GUAUUUCCUUUAAGAGUGAUUUGUAGUGAAAAUUAUUGGGUUUGCUUUGUAAAUGUGUGUGAUUUGUGAGAAAACUCAUUUUUGUAAAAAGAUUAAGUGGCUCCUUUAAGCCACCCUUGUUUGUGGAGACUGUGUAAAAAAUCCUUAGUGAGUGAAGGUAAAGCAGAGGAUUAAGUGCCUAGUGGUUAGAUUGAACCUCUAUAAAAUCUUUGUGCAAAUUUCUCAUCUUUUCUCUCUUUAAUUUUUAUUUUGUGGUUGCGAAAAGGAGGAAAAUCUUGAAACUUCAAUUCAACCCCCUCUUGAAGUGUAUUAAGCGAGCAGAUACAAGAGUUCACUGGUCAGCAACUUUCGAUUGCAGAGGAGUUGAAGAUUAUGAAGAGCUCCUUCCCUUCUUGGAAGUUCUCUUUGGUGCCUAAAAGGAUAAAUGAAGCUGCAGAUUGGGUUGCUGGGCAAAGCAGAAUGUUAGCAUGUCCGUGCAACUGGAUCAACCACCCCCCAUUGGGUCUUGCGCAGAUUUUGAAUAAGGAUGGGUUCCCAGCUUCACCGAGGGAUUAGUGCUCUACUUUUGGUUUCUGUAUUAUUUGAUUUUUGCAGUGUUUUACUCUAUACUGUUUUGUAGUCGUGUUUCUAUGACUAGGAGAUUUGCUACAGACCUUUAUAAUUUCAAUGAAAUUUUGUUUUGGAG
Messenger RNA from Rubroshorea leprosula, 685 nucleotides. NCBI's taxonomy places the organism in Eukaryota, Viridiplantae, Streptophyta, Magnoliopsida, Malvales, Dipterocarpaceae. The record is from the annotation of a GenBank genome assembly.